Molecule: messenger RNA, 2620 nt
Organism: Mya arenaria
Lineage: Eukaryota; Metazoa; Mollusca; Bivalvia; Myida; Myidae
Exons: 4
Coding region: 266-1492 (408 amino acids)
Source: RefSeq, a predicted model, not a curated record
UACUGGUAAUUUAUAUUCAUGGGUGGAAGUGACACGGAAAAUCGGGUGGUUCGCCUGGGUAUAUAAAUGUUCGUCCUACUUCGAAAGUUAUCAGAUUGGCCGGACAGUGCGUCUAUGACCAAUCAGUCUUAUGGUUGACCGCAGUAAAAUUAAAGGAGAAAUAAACGUAAUAAAAGUCAAAAAAAUAAUAAUUUAAUUUUCGAGGACAGAGUAAUUUUCAAAAAUUUCAUUUCAAAAGUAAGCUAUUGAACAUCAACAAUCCAAGAUGGACAGAUUUUCGUCAAAUGUAUGGUUGUUGGUUACGAUUCUCUCAAUCGGAAGUCUACCAGAGGUGAAAGGCCACGGGAUGCUCUGGGAUCCACCCCAGAGGUCCACAGCUUGGCGGCGUGGGUAUCCACUUCCAGUUGAAGACCGGAACUACAACGACAAUGAACUAUUCUGUGGUGGCAGAACUGUCCAAUGGGAACAAAAUAAAGGGAAAUGUGGAGUAUGUGGUGACAAUUACGCUGAUGACAUCAAAGACAACGAAAGCAUAAACGGAAAAUACGUCAUCAACCGGAGCAUAACCGGAUAUUACGUCAGAGGUCAGACGAUUGAUGUCACGGUGAAGCUGACAGCCAAUCACAAGGGAUGGUGGGAGUUUAAAUUAUGUCCCCUAGAAAACUACAACACUGUCGUAACACAGGAGUGCUUGGACGAGCACAUUCUGACCUUCACCGACGUGGGAGAGACUCGGCUCUACCUGGCAGAUAAUGGAUUCACCGAGUCAAAGAGUUACAAGGUGAAACUUGAUCUGCCUGAUGACGUCACGUGUGAUAACUGUGUGCUUCAGUGGAAAUACUAUACUGGGAACAGUUGGGGAUGCAGCAUUAGUCCUGAUGGCGAAAAGGAGUGUUGUACCGGAUGCGGGGGUGGACAGGAGACUUUCCAAAACUGCGCGGAUAUAAAAAUUUCCGGUUCCGGUUCUCAGAGCACUUCCGGCCCGACAGAGAAGACCACCAAGUCAGCCACGUUGACCGCUCUUACUUCUGGAUCCACCUCAUGGGCGUCAACAACUACUGACAGUACAUAUACAACAGCACCACCACAAACUACGACUACAACAACAUCAACUACGUCGUCAGCAGCUUCAACUACUACUACUUCACCAACAGCACCAAGCGUUCCUUCAUCAACAGAUGACCGAACAACCCAACCAAGCUACAACAAAUCAUGUCACGCUAUUGGCGCUUAUUCAUCUCAGCCAGGAAUGAACCAAUGGUGCGUCACCAACUGCAACGCAACGCCAUCUUUCUGCCCGCUCACCUGGUGCGAAUGUGUUGAAGCUAAAACUACAACAAUGUCGCCGCCAGUUCCACCACGUGAUACCACAGACUGCCAUGCAAUUGGCUCUUUCGCCUCCCGUCUCGGCAUGGACCAAUGGUGCACGGACAACUGCAACGCCACACCAACCAACUGCCCUAACACCAUGUGCUCGUGUGCUGCAAAAUGAGGAGAAACCCAAGAACGCGUCAUGCUGCCAAGAGUAAUUUUGACAAUUUCUCCGGUAUUGCAUCUGCACGUCAUGAAAAUCGCGUUUAUAUUGGUUUUGUUUCCGGUACAUCUAUUUUGAUUGGUGAAGGGAUUUGUGUUCUUUAACUUUCUAUUUCGUUUAUACACGUUUUUUUCAAUUUAUGGUCAUUUUGAUUGAUCUUUGAUUUUGUGCAAUAUUGUGAAGCUUAACCAUACGGUCGCUUAAAGCUGCACCCUCACAGAUUGAACGUUCGUACAACUUAUUUAUUGUUCUUGGAACGAGCCAAAUUUCGCGAAAAUUCAUGGAAACCAGUUCUUUAAGACUGCUGACAAAAAAUCAGAUCGCAAAUUUUUAUAUUUAAGUUCAAAAAUUGAUGUUUAUGCAUUUUUCUUAAACCGUUAGUAACGCUUUAAGCCAUACAACAUCAAUUUUCGAACGGAAAUUUGAAAAUCUACGAUAUGAUUUUUGUCAGCAACCUUUUUUUCAUUGGUUUGCUGCUACUGCUACUGCUACUGCUACUGCUACUGCUGAUGCGGUUACUACUGCUACUUCUACUACAACAACAGCAACUACUACUACUACUACUACUACUACUACUACUACUACUACUACUACUACUACUACUACUACUACUACUACUACUACUACUACUACUACUACUCUACUACUACUACUACCACUACUACUAAUGAAACUAAAUUUAGUAUCAUUGAGUCAUUCAUAUCUUUAAAAGGAAAACUGUAAUUCACUUUUUGCCAGCUUGUGACUUAAUAAGACCGUUUGACUUAAAACUUAAAGACUUGACACAAUUCACAACUCAUUGUGUUGAACAAGAUUCAUAAAUCAUUUUAAAAUAUUUCACUCAAUGCAGAUACAUUUUUGGUGCAUAAAUCCGUAUUUGUUCUAGUGCAUGUAUUUUGGGCCCGAUAAAGAUCGAAGUAUCUAUCAAACAAAAGCGUCUCCAAUACACAUCACCAUACAAAAUGCAAUACAUUGCUAACCAUGCGUCGUGCAAUACCGUGCUAUUUAUUCUAUUUUAUUUCUUUGUUUCUUUUACAUAUUAUAUAAAAUUGUGUUUAAUAAAAUCUUCAAUAUAGCCAACUCAAA